AUGAUUCCACACGAUUUCAUACUUCUCAUCGGUUUAAUGAGAUUGGAAAUUGAGAGCCCAAUCUUGAUACAUAGUAAUUUGAUUGGCAACAACGUCGAUAAGCUGCGGUGGGUAUUACAACGUGACGUGGAAUGCCACGGUCGUAUCGUGAGCUCUGUGGUGCGGCUGUGCGGUGGAGCUGACGUCGCUCGCGCAUUGGAGAGACGCUGGCAUCUGCUGUACUUGAGGGCCAUCGAGUGGCAGUGCCACUUGGAGGCCUGUCUCGCUAAGACUGAUAAUCAGAAGUACGAACCAGUAGAAGCUUUAAGUGACAGCGACGACGAACCAGCUUUGAAGCAGCCGCGCCUAAGCAGACGUGGCUCGCCGAAAAGACAACGUACUCCAAUUAAUUCACGAAAGCGAGAUUACUCAGAAGAUAGCAGGCAGUCUGCCUCCGAGGAGGAACUAGAAUAUGCUGUAGGCGAUAAGUGGCGUAACUUCGGAUCAGAUUGCGAAUCGGAAUCAAUGCGAGACAAAAUGGCUGACGAGCGCAGAGUCCCAAGUGUGGAUGGAGUAGACAACAAAAUGACUGACCAAACUGUACCUGUCACUGAUGAAAUUGAUGGGAACACUGCAUUGCCUAGAGAAAUCAAAACCCCGCCGACUGUAAUCAAAAGAAAGAAACCAAUAGACACCUCGCGAUUUAAUCAAUCCGAUCGAAAAUCCAAAAAUUGUGCCACAUUUUACUUCAGACACCACGAUACGGAUUCCGAUAGACAAGUGAUUGAAACGGAUGAGAAAUCGCAGGAUGAGUCCUCGGAAGAAGAAUGGACGUAUACCAACGGUGCAAAGAUAGCAAAUGAAGACUCAACAGAUAUUAUGACAUCAUCAGUUGAAAUACAAUGUGAACUGCCUGUGGAAGAGAAGAAACCAAAAGCGAAACUGGUAUCUAGUACGCCGGAUCUAUUAAGAGUUGAUCAGAAUUCUAGGUGUAAUAAAGAUAUAGAAAGACUUGUGAUUCAGGCUGAUGAGUUGGUGCAGAAGCAGGCGCAAAUGGCAAAGAAGAUGGGUUCCAGGAGUUUUAAGCCGUUGUUGUUGGAUGAAGAAGGAAAGUCGGUCAGUAGGGCGAAAAUGUCGAGGAUCAAGGAGUGGUUGAAUCAGAGUCCCGAUGGAAAAGAUGAAAGCCAUCAAAAUGGUGAAAACUACGACGCAUCCGGUGAAUAUACGACCGAGAGUGAAGUAGAUACAUCCCUUACUUCGGAGGAGCGGAAUCUGCAUUCGUCUAUGGACAUGAGCACCUCCACCUGUACUGUGACACCUACACAUCAUGCUAAGGUGCAACUCCGCAAGAAGCGGGGUGGCAACAGCGCCCGGCCGUGGUCCGUGUCUUGCCUCUCGCAGCUAAGUGGCGUUGCCGCGUCGCUAGUCACGCCUACUAAUGACGGCAUUCAUAACAUGUCCAUAUCCGAGUCUGCUCUCAAUACACUGGCUUCACCGCAAAGAGUCACCUCGGCUAACUCAAGCUCGAAGUUACGCGGAAGUUCGACAACUGUACAGGGUCACAUUUCAAGUACAAACACAAUGACUGAAGCGUGCACGUCGUGCGUCGAGGCGAACGACAAGCAAUGUUGGCUUCGCAGAAAGCGACUAAAACUUAGAAGACAUAACAACACUCUAAGGAGGGAGAGAUUGGUUAAGUCACUCUCUUUCUGUGGUCGAUUAAGUCCGGAGUUGGAGAAGAAUGAAAGGAGUGCUGCAAGUGACCCAGCUACUAGUAGGAAGAGUAGGUUUGACACAACAUCCACCUCUGGCAAUGACAGUGACGAAGAACUGCUCAAACAACAAGUGGCUGUCAUCGCCAAUUUAAGAAAAAGCAUCGAAAAAACCCACAUUUCCUCAAAGGACGAUAGUGCCAUUCCUGAACAAAAUGAAUUAGAACAAGUUACACCAAGCUUUAAACUUGGGCCAGAGGGAGGUAUAGUUAGACCAAGAUUAACGAAAAGUAUGGAAAGAGAAAGAUCGUUUUUGGCACUAAGCUUAGGUGAUCCGAGCCAAAUGUGGGACCUCUGCGUUGACAAGGACUCAGACAAGAGUGUCACAGCUGGCACGGAAGAGCAUAGUUCGUUUUCAGAACAGGCGUGGGACUUCUAUCAGGAAAAAUACAACUCCGAGCCAUAUUCAGAAGCGCCCGACUCCGAUGCUGCCCGGCGUCUACUGGAAUUCGGUGAUGACUACAGAGCAUUUUUAGAUUCACAAUCAGACUGUUGCUCGAGCCUCUCGGCACAACCAGAAAACGACCAGAGCCCAAGUGGAACACGCAGACGGCGACCACCAUCUGACAUAUCCAGAGAAAGAAGCCUUCCGAGACAUAAAAAACCGUCCAGAACAUCACCAGUAGAAACCCCUGUCCGAAAACCCAAAAAGUCUAUGUCCAGCGCCGAACGCAAGAAAAACCUAUUGGACAGCCUCGAAAGAUCUAGAAAUAACACUAGCAUUGAAAGUAAUGACGGCGUACGCAGACGCAAACCCUCCGAAAGUGAGCGCAGAAACAACAAACGCUCACCCGAAUUCGAUUUACUAAACGUCCAAGCUUUAAGUCGCAGACGUCACAGCUCAAACCUAACCAGUGACGAAGUGAACAGUUCCUUAGAGUACACCGAAGUCAACAACCGUCCAGAUAUUUUAGACUCGUUAAACAGAAGACGCAAGGAAAACGGUGAAGCCGAAUUACAAAAGGUUGCACUGUCUGAGUUGCGUCGUAGAUCUAAUGAGAGUGGCGAUUCUGAAGAAUCAUCUUCGCCGAAACACAGCAGGAGAAACUGGGGUGAUUCAGACUCAGAAUCAGAAGAAGUGAGGUCGCUAGUUCGUCGGUCGAGCACGCAAUUAGAGGUCACAGAGGCGUUACUGGCGCGGCAGGACUCUCCGGACCUCCUUCGCGCUUUCGACUAUACGGAGGUCGUAACGCGUUGCCGUGAGAACAUCACACUCUUGGAGGUGGCUUUAGCAGACAGCUCGUUAUCGCCUGGUUUGCAACGGGAUGCGAGAGCGGUAUCUGCGCGAUGGUCGGCGCUCCGAGCGGCUGCAAUACGUCGCGGCGGCGCACGCCGAUUGCGCCGCGAGAUUGCAGCACUGCGCGAGACACUUGACGAGGUCUGUGAGCCUGGAGAUUGCGCUCCCCAGCCGCACACCAGAGCUCAGUUACACAGACGGAUUGAAGAACUCAAGGAACGUCUGUCACGUCUGCUUGAAUGCAAGGUCUCAAUGCUGAAACUGACGGUUUCCGUUCGACGUGCACUUGGCGAAUUGGAAACUGAUGAAUGCGGCCUUACUACAGACUUGACAGCUUUAUUAGCCGCUUGGGACGACGCACACCAACGCACAUCAAGUGAAUUACUUUCGCUAGAAAAAGCGGUGAGUGCUUGGGCAGAUUGGGAGAAUGCGCUUCGUGAAUUGCAAGGAGCAUUGCGUGGUGACUUGACUACGCUGCAGAAUUUACGCGAUAAAGGAUCUAAGAUUGAAGAUCAAAGCGAAGUGGCCGCUCAAAUCAAACAGCUGGCUGCUUCCUUGAUUGACAAGAAGAAGGGUGGUUCCACAUGCGACUCGCUCUCAGAUUCCGGAAUAUCGGAUGGUGAUAGUGAAAAUGCAGGCGGACGUGCUCGCCGAUUAAGCGCUCUACGUGAGUUGGCCAAGCGCUUGCAGGCGGCUCUAGCACCGAACUCGCCUGCUCAUCGAGCUAUUACUAAGCGUAUGGAACAGACAGAGAACGAAGUGAAAAUUUUGCAAGAAUCCUGUCGCGCUUUAGUGGAACAAAGCAUUCCCGAUCUUAAAAUCGAAGAUGAUACUGAUCAAGCCGUCAUUGUAACCAGCAAGACUGGCUCUGGCGAUCCAGACUAUAAUCCUCGCGGCGGAUGGGUGUGGCGUGUACUACGUUCAUCUAUUCCCAUUCAACUAUGCCUUGUGGCUUUACUUCUAGCCGCGUGGCUCGUAGAACGGCCAAGAUGUUGUGACGCACUGAAUUCAUUAGCGCAAACAUUGACGCCGCAACUGCGUUAUGUUCGUGGACCUCCACCAGUGUGA
Messenger RNA from Pieris macdunnoughi, 4056 nucleotides. Lineage: Eukaryota; Metazoa; Arthropoda; Insecta; Lepidoptera; Pieridae. The record is from the annotation of a GenBank genome assembly.